UAACAAGAUGUCUUCAGGAGCUGCCAAAAUUGGGUACCCUGCCCCUAACUUCAAAGCUACAGCUGUUAUGCCAGAUGGUCAGUUCAAAGAUAUCAGUCUGUCUGACUACAAAGGAAAAUAUAUUGUGUUCUUUUUUUACCCUCUUGACUUCACCUUUGUAUGCCCUACGGAAAUAAUUGCAUUCAGUGAUAGGGCAGAAGAAUUUAAGAAGCUCAACUGCCAAGUGAUUGGUGCUUCUGUGGAUUCUCACUUCUGUCACCUGGCUUGGAUCAACACGCCCAAGAAACAAGGAGGGCUAGGACCCAUGAACAUUCCUUUAGUAUCAGACCCCAAGCGCACCAUUGCCCAGGACUAUGGAGUCUUAAAGGCAGAUGAAGGCAUCUCAUUCAGGGGCCUUUUCAUCAUUGAUGAUAAAGGGAUCCUUAGACAGAUCACUGUGAAUGACCUCCCUGUUGGUCGCUCUGUGGAUGAGACUCUAAGACUCGUUCAGGCCUUCCAGUUCACGGACAAACAUGGAGAAGUGUGCCCAGCUGGAUGGAAGCCUGGAAGUGAUACCAUCAAACCUGACGUCCAGAAGAGUAAAGAGUAUUUCUCUAAGCAGAAGUGAGCACUGGCCGACCCAAAGUGCCAGGCUGCAGUGGGCAGCAUUGAGAACAAAAACAUCUUUUGUACAUUCUUCGUGCUUAAAACACAAG
This is a messenger RNA of Elephantulus edwardii (Cape elephant shrew), 695 nucleotides long. RefSeq names its product peroxiredoxin 1 (gene PRDX1). Lineage: Eukaryota; Metazoa; Chordata; Mammalia; Macroscelidea; Macroscelididae. The transcript has 5 exons. Gene Ontology annotation, cellular component: cytosol. Gene Ontology annotation, biological process: removal of superoxide radicals; hydrogen peroxide catabolic process; response to oxidative stress. The record is from RefSeq and is a predicted model, not a curated record. Bases 8 to 607 code for a protein of 199 amino acids. Gene Ontology annotation, molecular function: thioredoxin peroxidase activity.